UUGUCUCCAAGAGCUCGAAGUUCCGCACUUUCAUCACGAGUUCGUCUUCGAAGCAGUCGUUUUGAUCAUUGAAGACAUGGGCGAGAGAGCUAUGGAUCUCAUUUGCGCUCUUCUCAAGUCUCUCUCCUCUUCAGCGAUCGUCACUUUGGAUCAGUUGAAAAAUGGCUUUUAUCGGGUGUUUGAGGAGAUGCCGGAAAUAAGCAUAGAUGUGCCGCACGCCUACACUAUGCUCGAGAAGUUUGCGCUGAAGUGUGAAAAGGAAGGCUUUAUUCCGAACGAUGUCCUCAAGAAUUUGCCCUCGAGGGGACGAAAGCGUUUUGUGUCGGAAGGAGACGGCGGACGAGUUAAGGACGACGUUUACUGAACGGAUACCAAAUGAAAGACAUAAUCUAUAUCUCAAAAAUGCAUUCAAUUGUCUCUUUAUAUAAUUUUUGGCCAAAAUUCUAUUGAUAUAACUGUUCGUAAUUAUC
Medioppia subpectinata is the source of this 470-nucleotide messenger RNA. The record is from the annotation of a GenBank genome assembly. Lineage: Eukaryota; Metazoa; Arthropoda; Arachnida; Sarcoptiformes; Oppiidae.